AUGAUCACUGCCGUCAUGCUAGAGCUGCUACAGUCUCGGGCACCACCUGCCCGAGCUGCCGACGGCCAACGGUGCACGAAGGAUAUCUGCACCGUCGAACAGUCCGUCUACGGAUACUAUCCCAACAAGCCCGUGACUCUCGUGCUGAUUGUGCUCUUCGGCCUCUGCAUGAUCGCCCACAUCUUCCAGGCGUUGAGGUCCCGGUCGUGGACAUUCCUCGUCGCACUGGGGAUCGGCUGCUUCGGCGAAGCCACCGGUUAUGUCGGCCGUUUGUUACUUCGAGAUGACCCUUGGAGCAGAUCUUAUCUCGGUAUCCAGCUGGUUUGUCUGACGGUGGCACCGGCUUUCAUCGCAGGCGGAAUCUACCUCACGCUCAAACACGUGAUUAUCAUCUAUGGCUCCCGGUUCUCGCGCCUCGCACCGAGAUGGUAUACUUGGAUCUUUGUAUCCUGCGACAUACUUUCAAUUCUCAUCCAGACAUCGGGCGCCGUCAUCGCAUCCCGAGGCACCGGAAAAGUGACGACCGGAAACAACGUCAUGAUGCUCGGUCUCGUCCUGCAAGUCGUCACCCUCUUAAUCUUCGGCCUCAUGGCCGCCGAUGUCUACUUCCGCAUCCGCAAGUUCUCGGGCGAGCAGCAGCAGCACAGCAGCGAUCAGCCCAACCACGCCCUCCGCGACUCCAAGCGCUUCAGGUGGCUCCUCAUCGCCAUCACCGUGUCCUACGUGGCCAUCCUCAUCCGUUGCAUCUACCGGAUUGCGGAGAUGGCCGGAGGGUGGAGGAACCCCAUCAUGCAGGACGAGGUGUCAUUCCUGGUCCUCGACGGCUUGCUGUGCUUCGUCGCGGUGGUGGUCCUGAAUGUCUUCCAUCCGGGCUUCCUGUUCAAGCAAAGCUAUGCUACCCUCAAGUCGGAGAAGGAUGGGAGUGUGCGGAGGACGCCGUCGGAGGCUCUUGUAGGAAGCGAGCUUAUGACUGGCAAGGUUUGA
This is a messenger RNA of Drepanopeziza brunnea f. sp. 'multigermtubi' MB_m1, 984 nucleotides long. The record is from RefSeq and is a predicted model, not a curated record. Lineage: Eukaryota; Fungi; Ascomycota; Leotiomycetes; Helotiales; Drepanopezizaceae.